Molecule: messenger RNA, 1167 nt
Organism: Eutrema salsugineum
Lineage: Eukaryota; Viridiplantae; Streptophyta; Magnoliopsida; Brassicales; Brassicaceae
Product: zinc finger protein ZAT5
Exons: 1
Coding region: 1-1167 (388 amino acids)
Source: RefSeq, a predicted model, not a curated record
AUGGAAAUAGCUGAGGAGGCGAUAUCGGCCGCUAAGGAGCAAUCAUCAUCGAUCCUUAAAGGAAAACGCACUAAGCGGCAGCGUCCGCUUUCCCCAAUCCCUUUCUCUAUCGUCCCUCCUAUGUCUUCGCAAGAACCAGAUGUCGAAGAAGAGUCCACUAGUCUUGUUUCCAAGGACAAGUGUCUCAAUGAUGAGAUGAUCAACAACAACAACAAGAAUGAUAACAACAUUUUGAUCAAUGGUGUGACAUCUUCAUCUUCUGCCUCUUCGUCUUCUAACAACAAUGAGACGUUAAAGGCCGCGGCUGACGAGGAAGACCAAGAUAUGGCUAAUUGUUUGAUCCUCCUCGCCCAAGGUCACCACAACCAUCAACAACCACAACAACAAACAAGACAACUUAUGAUCAGUUACCAAGAAUCCGGUAACAACAACAACAAUGCGUAUAGAUCUAGCAGCAGGAGGUUUCUAGAGACAUCUUCAUCUAACGGGACCACGACGAACGGCGGUGGAGGAAGAGCCGGUUACUAUGUUUACCAAUGCAAAACAUGUGACCGGACUUUUCCUUCUUUCCAAGCUCUUGGUGGCCAUAGAGCCAGCCACAAGAAGCCUAAAGCCGCCGCGGGUCUUCAUGACCUCAAGAAGUCUAUCUACGACGACGCCGUUUCUCUUCAACUCAACAAAGUCCUCACCACAACUCCUAACAACAAUAAUAACCAUAGAUCGCUUGUGGUAUACGGCAAAGCGAGUAAUAAUAAGGUCCAUGAAUGUGGGAUAUGUGGAGCCGAAUUCACAUCCGGACAAGCCUUAGGUGGUCACAUGAGACGUCAUAGAGGCGCAGUGGUGGCCGCAGCAGCCGCUUCUACCGCAACAGUAGCGGUUGCGGCUACUGCAAACACGGCUUUGUCAUUGUCACCUAUGUCGUUUGAUCCGAUGUCCGAUGGUCCGGUUCAGGCUCCGGUUAAAAAAGCGAGGAGUGCGGUUGUGUCGUUAGAUUUAGAUCUGAAUCUACCUGCCCCGGAAGAUGAGAAUCGAGUCAACGGAUUAAGCUUUGCUUCAAAGCAAGAACACGAACAAGAACAUGAACAAACACAACAGAAGACACAGAGAGAAGAACAAAAGUCUCUAGUUUUGUCUACUGCUCCUACAUUGGUGGAUUGCCAUUACUGA